Messenger RNA from Aureobasidium melanogenum CBS 110374, 396 nucleotides. RefSeq lists its product as uncharacterized. The transcript has 2 exons. Bases 1 to 396 code for a protein of 131 amino acids. NCBI's taxonomy places the organism in Eukaryota, Fungi, Ascomycota, Dothideomycetes, Dothideales, Saccotheciaceae. The record is from RefSeq and is a predicted model, not a curated record.
AUGAAAGGCAUGAAAGAGAAGUUGGGCAGUGGGACGAUGGAGCGCCGGGAUCGCGCAGCCUGCAUGCAAGCAUUGCAUUGGUGCUACGUGUCGGCCUCGCUUGUUGGCAAGGAUAUUCCUCUUUGGGUAAGAAACCAAGAUCCGCCUCUAGAUCAUACCGUCAUGAGCGACAUCUGGGUGAUUGUACGAAUCGUCAAACCCGGUUUGAGCCUGAAUUCAGACGAGGAGUUGAAGUUUCAGAAUGUGUACUGCAGGAACCGAGAGCAAACUUUCAUUCUGACAGGAGAUCGAGAGAGCGCCAAUGCGGCCCUAUCCGUAUCGCUGUCUAGCAUCUGCACUGUGCGGUGUGGUAGCGUGCUGGAGAAAGGCGGUCAACAAGGGACAUCAACGAUGUGA